GAUUGUUUUCAGCCUCUUCUGCCGAAUUCUCUAUAAAACCGUGCGAGAUGGGGCGGCGGAUCACUCGGCUGAGUUUGAUGUUUAAGAUCGGUGUUCUUAACAAGUUAACAUUGCUACAAUUAAAGAUCGAACGUAGGAGUGGAGGAAAAAAAAAAUCUCCUUUGAAAAUUACAAGUUGGUAAAGGAAGUACAUAUAUACCGGCCAUGAGUACCGGAACACCUUACCUUGGUAGCAAAAUUGGCCUCAUAUCCAAGGCCCAGAUCCGAUAUGAGGGUAUUUUGUACACCAUAGAUACGGAGAACUCGACCGUGGCGUUAGCUAAAGUGCGAUCCUUCGGGACGGAGGGCCGCCCUACAGAUAGACCAGUGCCUCCCAGGGACGAGAUCUACGAGUACAUCAUCUUCAGGGGAAGUGAUAUUAAAGACAUAACGGUGUGCGAGCCUCCGAAGCCUCUCCAUGCCUUACCCCAGGACCCGGCGAUUGUGCAAUCGUCACUUAGUGGAUCAUCAGCCUCUUACCAGCACCAGGUUCCCUUCAGCCCCUACAGAAGUAUGAUGCCCACAUACAGCCAGUUAGCAGCAAGCUCUUUGCUCAAUCAGCAGUAUGCAGCAGCACUGGGCUUGGGAACAGGGUUUCACAGCUUGCCAGUGAGGCGAGCCCCUACGGUAGAGCAAGCUGUACAGACUGUCCCACCAGACACCUCUGCAUACAAAAAGCCCCCUCAAGCAGCACCGCAACAGGACAGAGAUCUUCCACGACCCCCACAGCAAAUGGGACAGGAGGUUCCCCAGGUCCAAAGAAAUGCUGUGGUACCUGAGCAUGGUGUAAUGCAAGAAACGGCGCAAAGCAAUGAUGUGAACAGAAGACCACAGAGACGAAGGCAAGCAAACAGGAGGUCCAGAAACCGUGGCAAAGGACAAAUUCUAGUGGGAAAUUCAAAGCCCAGUACCCUCCAGUUCGAUGCAGACUUUGAUUUUGAAACAGCAAAUGCUCAGUUCAACAAAGAAGAUCUCGAGAAGGAAAUGCAGAACAAGCUGAAUAUCAAAGAUGUGAAGGGUGAUCUGGAAGAAAAGGGGGAUUCUGAAAUUGAUACUGGGAACAUUGAGAACUCAGUGGAAGAUGAUCUCUUUGGGCCAAACUGCUACUAUGACAAGACAAAGUGUUUCUUUGACAACAUUUCUUCAGAACUAAAAUCAAGACGAACAACAUGGGCCGAAGAGAGGAAGCUCAAUGUGGAGACGUUUGGGGUUCCUGGCAGGUUUUUGAGGGGCCGUGGAUUCAGAGGGGGCAUCAGAGGCAGAAGAGGGAGAGGGGCGGCACAACGCAUCCCUACCAUGCAAAAAGUGGGCAGUGGGAGGCUGUGAAGAGGACUUCAGUAUUUCGGAAUGCAGAACAGCACUGCGGUCCAAAUCUUUUUUUUUUUUUGUAUUGGGAUUUCUUCAAGUUCUACAAAUCCCUCUAAACUAGUUUUAAAGUCUGUUGUCUGCUGGUCUUUAAUCUUCAAAAGUGAGAUUUUGUAAGAUACUAUAUUUUGUGGUCAUGGGUGCAGGAUUGAAUAAAUCCAAGCUCUUGUGACAUGCUCCGAUUAGACUGCCAUGGUUAAGUAUUCUUAAUCCUUUUUAGGGGUUGGUUUGUAGACCCAUGUUACUUGGUUUUGAAGAUCUGGGUUCUGCUUAGACUACUGUUGCAGUUGGUGCCAAAGCUGAUGCUUGAUUCUCAUAGGAAAUUCUGGAGUCGUCCAAUUUUAGAGUUUAGGUGUGAGUUUUCAAGUUUUGGAAUUUUUUUCCAUGCCACAAUGUAAUUAAUAGGCUUUUAAGUGAGUUUAAAAACAUGUAUGUACCUUAUAAAGUUUGUAAAUCUCAAACAAAAAAUU
Messenger RNA from Lepisosteus oculatus (spotted gar), 1874 nucleotides. It is a transcript of the gene lsm14b, whose product is annotated as LSM family member 14B. The record is from RefSeq and is a predicted model, not a curated record. NCBI's taxonomy places the organism in Eukaryota, Metazoa, Chordata, Actinopteri, Semionotiformes, Lepisosteidae. Gene Ontology annotation, molecular function: mRNA binding.